AUGGGAGCUCAAAUGGCAUGGACUUUAGCAUCCCAAAGGCCCGAAACAUGCCUUCAACAAUCGAAGUGCUUUGCAGAAAAGAGGUUUGGACCCUCUGGCUUACGAUCCAUCUCCUUUUGGAGAGGACCAUUUUAUCAAAGAAAAGUUGUAGCGGGGACAGAGAAGGAGGAAGAAGAGAGAUGCCUUUUGCACGAUAUGAUUGGCAUUGACUAG
Dovyalis caffra is the source of this 213-nucleotide messenger RNA. NCBI's taxonomy places the organism in Eukaryota, Viridiplantae, Streptophyta, Magnoliopsida, Malpighiales, Salicaceae. The record is from the annotation of a GenBank genome assembly.